AUGUCUGCAGAAGUCCCCGAGGCAGCCUCCGCGGAGGAGCAGAAGGAAAUGGAAGAUAAAGUGACUAGUCCAGAGAAAGCUGAAGAAGCAAAAUUAAAAGCAAGGUAUCCUCAUCUGGGACAAAAGCCUGGAGGUUCCGAUUUUUUAAGGAAACGAUUGCAGAAAGGGCAAAAAUAUUUUGAUUCUGGGGAUUACAACAUGGCUAAAGCAAAAAUGAAGAACAAGCAACUUCCUACUGCAACCCCGGAUAAGACAGAGGUCACUGGUGACCACAUUCCCACUCCACAGGACCUUCCUCAACGGAAACCAUCUCUUGUUGCUAGCAAACUGGCUGGCUGA
Rangifer tarandus platyrhynchus (Svalbard reindeer) is the source of this 339-nucleotide messenger RNA. Lineage: Eukaryota; Metazoa; Chordata; Mammalia; Artiodactyla; Cervidae. The record is from the annotation of a GenBank genome assembly.